This is a messenger RNA of Sphaeroforma arctica JP610, 651 nucleotides long. RefSeq lists its product as hypothetical. Lineage: Eukaryota; Ichthyosporea; Ichthyophonida. The transcript is spliced from 4 exons. The record is from RefSeq and is a predicted model, not a curated record. The annotation marks the transcript as partial.
AUGAUGCGCGCGCAGAAGAUGUUGACACUGCCCUUUGUAGUCAGUGACCUAUGCCCUCCCUCAGACAGUCUCACCAACAUCAGAAUUAUGGAACCACCCACAGACAAACUACCCGACUACGACAAGUUGUCGACUAAGUCCAAAGUAGGUCGCCCCGAAGCCGUCGCACCGCACAUCUCAGCGCAACUCAACACACACAACCGACGCAGCAUGCAAGGAAGACUCAGCAUACUCAGCAGGCGGAGUGUACACGACACCUCCGCCAAUGGCAGUGGGGUGGAGGAGAGCACAGUGGACCUCAUGCCAGACGACCGAACAAGCAUAGCGACGGUUGACAGCCAGGGCAGCUUCAGCAAAGGCUUCUUCAGGACACUAAGUAAAAAGGUUCCGAAGAAAAUGUCUGUCAUCGCUCAUAAUGCCAUCGACCAGCUCAAGUCACAGAGCAAUCAACAGCAGGCACCAGAAAGAUCACGUCGGAACGGAUCCAUUAGUAGUAACCUUAGCAACGGUGAUUCGGACGUAGAUUCAACUCGUUUCAGCCGAAGGCAGACAGUCACUCUCGCUGAGCUCAGCGCAGCACGGGAGAGUGACGACGAAGAAGAUUCAGAGCAUCUGAUUGGCGCAGACGGAGAUGCGAAAAACAGCACACCU